AUGAGUGAUAGUUAAGAAGUUAGAGAGGUCCAUGAAGAAGACCAUGCUUAAUAUGAAUAAAGAGAAGAAUAGCAUGAAAAUUAAUAAGAGAGGUAAGAAGAAAGCAAGUAGCAACAGAAGGAAGAGUAAAGAAGCUAGGAAAUGGGCUUAAUGUCUAGCAUCUAAUAAGCUGUAGCUAACUCAGUUAGCACUGCAGUGGCAGGAACAACUGCUGCUAAUUUACUUAAAACCCUCUCAGAAGAUAGAAAUUCUAGAGAUUCUGCAAUUUUGCAAGUUUGCAAGGAGAGAAAAAAAGAGUCAUUCAAUUAGCUUAAAAACUGGGAUGAUAGAAGAACUUAAUUCCUUACUAUCCACAAAAAUAUUAUUGAUUCAAUUUACUUCAAGAUUGAAAAAAGAAUGAAAAUAUCUUAAGAUUCUAUGUCUUAAGUAUUAAAGUUUUUUAAAGAAAGAAGGGAUCAAGAAUAAAGCUACUCUAAGUUGUUUUCAACCAAAAUUCCUUAGCUUAGCAGUUGUUGGAGAGAUGUUUCUGACUAGCAAUCAGAUUGGUAUCCAACUUUAAGUUAAGCUUUGAAAGAAACUGAUGAAUUAAAUCAAAGUUUAGGUAAGAAUGUAUUAACUCUUGUGAUGUAUCUCGAAAAAAACAUUAUUAAAGACAUGAUUUUCCACGAAAAUGAAGAAUUUGAAAAGAAAAUCAAGCUUUUAAGAAAUAACAUUUCUGAUCAAUAAGCAAGAUUAGAAAAAGCUAGUUAGUACACAACUAAAAAGAAUAAUUCUUACUCUUAGUUAUAUUAAUAGAUGAUGGCAUUAGAUGCUUAUGACAAUAAACUUAAGUUAAAAAGAAAAGAUCUCCUAAAUGUUGAAAUUAAAUUUAGGUAGGCAGCAUUUGAUAUGAUUAAAGAACAAAAGGAGUUAGGUCAAUAAGUGUUAAAUUAUUGGGAAGAAGCCAGAAAAAUGGAAGGAAUCAGACUAGAAAUGAUUCAAAAAGUCUUCUAACUUUAUAUGACAAAGCACUAAGAAACUUAUGGAAAGCAUCCUUUAAUGGAAUAAAGUUUACUUAAUUUCUAAAAAUUUGAAAGUGUUAAAGAAUCGGGAGAGAACUUUAGUAUAGCUAAAAUAAUAAAUGAAGAUGAUCAAAGCUCAAUUAAAAAGACCCUCAAUACUUCAAGUGCACUUAACUGGCAAGAUAUUAUCAAAUAUGUUAUCAACUUUAACUUCAAAGAUAUUAGCAUUAACUAACAUCCAUUGGUCUAAAAGAAAUUUAAAAUUAUGAGAGAUGUUGGAAGUGUAACAAAGUCUUUUAAAGAAUGCUGGAUGGUAGCAACUGUAGAUGAUUUACUUUUGUUUUAUGAUGAAAUAAGUACUAAAGAUAAAAGCAAACAAAAAGGCAGUGCUCUUACUGAAGGAGGAACAAAAGUGAAUAACUAACCCAAGAAAAAAUUGCUUUUGGAUUAUCUCAAAGUAAAGCCAAGAGAAGAUCCUUCAUUGAUUGAUAUUAUUGAAAAAACACCUGGCCUUUUAUUUGACUCUACAAAUAAAUAAUUAAUUAAAUUUACUAAAGAAGAUGAUUUUGAAGAAUUCAAAGUAUUUUUGACUCGUUAUUAGCAAUUAGAUUUAUAAAAUGUCCCUGAUUUAGGAAUAUCUAAAUCGAAGUGA
Tetrahymena thermophila SB210 is the source of this 1653-nucleotide messenger RNA. RefSeq lists its product as hypothetical. The record is from RefSeq and is a predicted model, not a curated record. The transcript is spliced from 4 exons. NCBI's taxonomy places the organism in Eukaryota, Ciliophora, Oligohymenophorea, Hymenostomatida, Tetrahymenidae.